CCCCUGCCCCUGCCCCUGCCCCUCCACCCACGAGCAUGUUCCUUCGUGAGGUAGCACUAGAGACCCUAGGCACAGAUGUGGCGCUGUGGCAAGAACUCGAGGGUGACGUGGGCUGCGUGGUGUGGGAUGCAGCCAUUGUGCUCACUAAGUUCCUUGAGGUUAAUUCGAUGAAAACCGGCACAGAUGCAGGAAAAUGUCUGAUAAAAGGCCGAACUGUGCUUGAAUUAGGGUCAGGCACUGGUUGUGUUGGUCUUGCAGCUGCCAUUAUGGGAGCUUCAAAAGUCACCAUCACGGAUCUGCCAGAGUUUCUUGGCCUCAUGGAGAAAAACAUCAUGGAAAAUCAAGAACGUUUAGGGUGUCCAGUGGAGGCAAGGGAGCUCAGCUGGGGCAAUGAGCAACAGAUGAGGCAGUUUCCCAUUCCAGAUGUUGUGCUCGUGGCUGAUUGCAUCUACUAUGAGCAGUCUCUUGAACCUCUGGUGUCGACUCUACACAAGAUAUGCAGCCCAGAUACAAUAGUCCUCCUCAGCUAUGAAGAGCGAACCACUGGAAAUAAGCCACAGCUGCAGAAGAAGUUUUUUGAGUUGAUGGGAGAGCACUUUUGCAACGAGAAAAUUGCCUUGGAAGAACAGCAUGAACUCUUUAGGUGUGAGGACAUCCACAUCUACAAGUUCAGUCGGAGAUGAUGAGAGUUUUCGGUAUGCUGAGGAAAAUUGCUGGUGCCUUUUCUGAAUACUAUGAAUUGUAAGAUAAUGUGAGUUCCCCACCCCCCCACUAUAUUUGCAUUCUAUAUUUUGUGGUCAGAAAAGGAGAUAUAGAGGAUGUAUUUAAUUCAUUUACUAUUUUGCUUGAAGUUUCCAUUAGGUUAGUUUUUGUUUUUAACUCAGGAAUAGGACCCUGAGCAUGGAAAUAGUGUCCUCCUGUGGCCAGUGUUCUUUCAGCCAUGGCUCAUGGAUGGUACAUUCCACCCUUGUUAAUUGAUAAAGAUAAUGUGAUAUGUCAUUCCUGUCACUCUGGUCUUACACCAAUUUUCCAUGACAGUUCUUUCCCAUCACCUCAGCCCUCUGUCAGUUUUUUCCAUAAGGGGAUAUUCCCAUCACCCGGUCUUCGGCCAAAUUUUUUCGUGACAUGACAUUUAUGUCACCUGGGUCCAUUAGGUUAUUUUUUACUUUCAUGAACAGGUUACCAGAAUCUGUAAGUGCUGUUAAAAGUUUAUUUUAUUUUUUAUUUAUUUAUUUAUUUUUUUAGAUUUAGUCAUAUGUAUCCUAAUUUUUCUUGCUCAUAUAUUAGAGGAGAGAAUGAAAAGCCUAUAUUAAAGGCACUUGUUCAGAUAAACACCACUCCACAUCAAAAAUAUGUUCAUUAUACCAUGUUGAAGAACUAGUCUCUAAGAUGGUAUAGUCUGAUUCAGGCUAGAAUCACCCAGUCAACCUCUCUUGAAAGAAUGCAAAUCAGUGAAUAACAUGUUAAAUUACAGAAAGUGACUUUUUGUGCUGAGUGCCAUGUUGAGAAAUAGGAAUGAAAAGCACAAGAAGAAACAACAAAGUACCUUUAAGAAAUAUGUUUAUAAAAUAUUGCAACUUUUGGUGAACAGUUUAACCUGAAAGGGUGAUAAUUGCAGAUGUUACCAUCAGGUAUCCACAGUGAGUGACAGCAAAAGUAGUUCUACUAUUAUUCUUUUAUAUUUGAUUAUUACCGUUAUUUCACUUUAUUACGUCAUGUUAGCAUACAUUAUUCAGCACUGUAGUACUCAGGUCUGUAUGAUACAAAGAACAUAUGAUUCCAAGUUUCAUUUACAUACCAUGUUUUACAUUUCUUUAUUAAAGAGCCUGGAACUUUCUUUUUUCCAGUUCUGUGCACACACAAAAGGCUUUGAAUAAAGUCAAUCAAUGUUGUCAUA
Penaeus indicus is the source of this 1897-nucleotide messenger RNA. RefSeq names its product protein N-lysine methyltransferase METTL21D-like. Lineage: Eukaryota; Metazoa; Arthropoda; Malacostraca; Decapoda; Penaeidae. The transcript has 4 exons. Gene Ontology annotation, cellular component: cytosol; cytoplasm. Gene Ontology annotation, biological process: peptidyl-lysine methylation. Gene Ontology annotation, molecular function: protein-lysine N-methyltransferase activity. Bases 36 to 683 code for a protein of 215 amino acids. The record is from RefSeq and is a predicted model, not a curated record.